UGCGCUCAGUAGGAUUUGCAUCUUUAUAUCAACUCGGAUCUGUUCAUCUCUCAUCAAACUUGGUCGCUUGAUUGCACAAGCGACUCUAAAAAGUGUAUGCAAAAUUGGUCCUAAACAGGAGUCAGUUGACUGGGCAAUUGAAAUUUCGACAGCAUUAGUUGAAAUGGAUUCACUUGUAAAGGAUAUCAGAAAUAUUUGGACUUAUCACAAAAAAAUCCGAAUCGACAAUGUGAUAUUCACGCUCCACAAACUCACUUCAGGAAUAUUGUUGUUCAUGUCCAUUGUCAUUUCUGCUGCAUUUCUACUUAAAGAUCCCAUCGACUGCAUUCACGACAAAACUGUCGAAAGAGUUAUCAAUGCUUACUGUUGGAUUCAUGCAACCUACACUUUGCCAGAACAAUUGAACAGCAAUCGAUCUAUAGUAUCAGUGGCCCAUCCGGGAGUUGCUCCAUACACGUCGGAGUCCUCGGAGGUCGUCAGAGUGCAUAAAUUUUACCAAUGGGUAUGGCUGGUCCUGCUAUUCCAAGCUCUUGCAUUUUAUGCCCCUCGUUCCCUGUGGACAAAUUGGGAGGAAGGCAGAAUAAAAUCAAUGACUGAAAAUCUCGUUGACCUGACUGAAAAUGAGGAUGAACGGGAAAAAAGGAAAGUUUCCGUCCAGAAAUACUUCUGUCAAACUAUGGGCAGCAAUGACACGUGGUCCACUAAAUAUGCAAUAUGUGAAGCCCUAAACUUCAUCAAUGUCAUUGUUCAGAUUGACUUAACCGAUCGCUUUUUGGGGAGAGCCUUAAGCAAAUACGGUUUCAGUUUAAUACAGUUCAAGAGACACGACCCGAUGUAUCGAACGGAUCCGUUAUCCAUAGUUUUCCCAACCGUUAGCAAAUGCACUUUAAAUGUCAUUGGGCCAAGUGGAAAUAUUGUCCCGUACGAUGCAUUAUGUGUCUUACCUCUUAAUCUUUACAAUUCAAUGUUUUACCCUCUACUUUGGUUUUGGUUCAUAACCUUGGCUGUUCUUUCUGGACUGGCGCUUGUCUAUCGCCUUACAACGUUCUUAUUCCCAGAGUUGAGAUAUAAGUUACUUCGACGCAAGUUUCAAAUUGCAGAUGACGACCUGGAUCAUAUUUGGGAGCUAAAUAGAAGAUUAGAUUAUGGAGAUUGGUAUUUGCUCUACCAAAUCGGCAAAAACAUGGGGCCUUCGACCUUCUUAGACUUUUUGAGUGGACUUGCAGACAUGGUUGUGGGAAAAUCUUUUUCAUUUGAUAGGAGUGGCAGUGUUUUGGAUGACGUCGUGUCGAACAAGGAGAAAAUUAAAUCUUUGUAAAUGAUUCAUCCAGUUCAAUUUAAUUACGAUUUUAAAUAAAUUUUCAGUUAUAUAUUUGA
This is a messenger RNA of Folsomia candida, 1377 nucleotides long. RefSeq names its product innexin inx2. Gene Ontology annotation, biological process: phototransduction. The transcript is spliced from 6 exons. Gene Ontology annotation, molecular function: gap junction channel activity. Gene Ontology annotation, cellular component: plasma membrane; gap junction. The coding region runs from base 164 to 1318 and encodes 384 amino acids. The record is from RefSeq and is a predicted model, not a curated record. Lineage: Eukaryota; Metazoa; Arthropoda; Collembola; Entomobryomorpha; Isotomidae.